CCUAUAUAUCCCCCUAUAGCACCAAAACAAGCAGCAAAGAAAACUAAAGCGAUCAAAUUUACUACUUCAGAUCAAAACAAAUUAAAACGAAAUUAACAUAAAACAUAUAAUUAAGAUGGCUAGCAUGGCUUUAACUGGGACCCUUUCCAAGUUGCAAAGCCCAGCAGCAAUCAUCGUACGAAGCCCCUGGAGUUCUAGGAUUUUCGCUCCUCGCAUGCCUUUUCAAAUGGCAGCCACUCGACAUGGAGUAACUGCAGCGAAAGAUCAGGCAUCGAAUGCAGCAAGGCAAGGUAGCAAAGCAGCCCAACAAGGCGCUGAGGCCGCUAAGAAAGUCGGCCAAGAAAUUAAGCACGAGACUGCUUCCACAGCCGAUGAUGUGAUUCAAAAAACCAAGAAUGUGGCUGGGAAGGUGGCGGAGGCUUCUAAGGAUAUGGCCGGAAAAGCCAAGCAAACGGCACAAGAUGCAUGGGGUUCCGUCAAGGACACCACUCAGAAAGUCAAAGAAACGGUGGCCGGAAGGGCUGAAGAAACCAAGGAAUUUGUCAAGGAUAAUGCUGAGAAAGUGGAGCGCAACAUCAACUCCAAAAUGUAAUCCUUCAUCAUUGGUCGUCACCAAUUCCAUCACAUUAACUAUCUCAUGAUUUAUGAAUAAUUUUUCAUUUAUUAGUUUUGUAAUAGGAGUACGAUUUUUAAUGGCUUUUCAUCAGUCAUCGAUUAAUCUACAUUUUGAUGUGUUAAUUUUGUAGUACUGGUGUUGUUAAAUUAUGAUGGAAAUUUAAUGAUGCUUCUA
Messenger RNA from Oldenlandia corymbosa var. corymbosa, 790 nucleotides. Lineage: Eukaryota; Viridiplantae; Streptophyta; Magnoliopsida; Gentianales; Rubiaceae. The record is from the annotation of a GenBank genome assembly.